AUGAAUGGUCUUAACGCAGCUCACGCAGACGAAAAACCAGCGCGAUCGUAUUAUCUCAAAACGAUGUCCCUAAAUCCACGAGCACCCGUUUUCAUACCUCCUCCACGACCAUUACCCCCAGUACCAAGUUCCUUAGCUGCGAUCAACGCUGCCGGAUACGCAUUUGUUGCUGCUUAUCCUAACCAUCCGCUCGCAGGUUUCGCUACUGUAGAAGUUCAAAUGGCAGGGAACGAACGAGCACUUCUCCUGUACCAAAAGGAGAAAUUGAAAGAAAAGAUGAUUGUGUUACAUUUGGAAAUGCUUUUGCUGGGCACUGCGGAGGAAAAGAGGGCACUGAAGUGCAAAGGAUGCUUGAAGUGUAAAAGAUGCUUGAAGGAGCAAGAACUGUCGGUUGUGCUUGAAUAUAAAACAAUAUGCGCAAAGUUGGGCCAGCGACCUGAAGUUAGUCGUUGGUUUUUUUGA
Botrytis byssoidea is the source of this 462-nucleotide messenger RNA. RefSeq lists its product as uncharacterized. The record is from RefSeq and is a predicted model, not a curated record. Lineage: Eukaryota; Fungi; Ascomycota; Leotiomycetes; Helotiales; Sclerotiniaceae. The coding region runs from base 1 to 462 and encodes 153 amino acids. The transcript has a single exon.